Molecule: messenger RNA, 1540 nt
Organism: Hydractinia symbiolongicarpus
Lineage: Eukaryota; Metazoa; Cnidaria; Hydrozoa; Anthoathecata; Hydractiniidae
Exons: 3
Coding region: 456-1046 (196 amino acids)
Molecular function (GO): oxygen binding; heme binding
Source: RefSeq, a predicted model, not a curated record
CCACUUUUUGAGUUGGAAAACAUGAAAUAUUGUUUUAUGCGUCACAUGUACAUAACGAUAUUUAGUUGAACUAUAUUUGGCAGCAAGUAAUAUCACCAUUAUGUUUGAUGUUUUGGAGGAAAAAUACAAAGUUUUAAUGCAAAACCUUUCUUUAUCAAAAAAUCAAAAUCAAUCAAAAACCGUCAAUUUAGAACAAAAUAGAACACGAGGAGUUAAUUUCACGAACACCAGUCUGCUCAACUUUUACGUAAAAUUGUACUACAUCCUAAUCUGGAAAACAGAUUUCUCUACGUAAACCCUGUUUGUGAAUGUUGAGCAUCAAUAUUAAAAAUGUGAAAACAGAUGGAGAAUUUCUUUUGUUUUGCGUUUGUUCUUCUUAUAAACAAAAUUCCAAAUUUUUUGUUGCAUAUAUAUUUCAGUGAACAUGAAAUCAUAGUAUUCAUACGUUGUUUGUGAUGGGUAACGGUUGUGUUCACAGUGUGGAGACGAAGAAAAUCGAAAUUGAGAUCCCAUUAAAAGCAACUGAUAUUAUCCAUUUGAAACUAUCGUGGGGCAAAAUCAAGCCGAAAUGGAACGAAAUAAGUAAAAUUGCUUUUAAAAGAUGGUUUGGAACAUAUCCUGAAAUAUGGAGUAUGUUUAGCACUACUGCAAAAAACGUGGACGAUUUGCUGGAAUCGCCGUCCAUUAUGAAUCAUUCGAAGAAAUUUGAAGAAUUAUUUGAGAUUGUCAUUUAUAAUUUGCAUAAACGCGAAAAACUUGUCGAAUCGUUGAUUGAAUAUGGUAAAUUUCACCAUUCCUUUGGCGCACAGCAAAGAUUCGCUACUACCUUAGCUACAGGUCUGAAGUUUGCUGUGUUCUCGUAUUUGCAAAAUGAUCAUAAUCAGGAUGAUUGCAAAACACAAGAAGCGUGGGACAGUCUAUUCAGCUUUUUGUCUGGGUUGCUGAAAUUAGGUAUGCGAAAAGCGAUUGAAGAAGAGAAAGCAGAUGGAAGAGAUCCGAAACAAUCAACUAGUCAAAAAACAAUAUUUGAAGAAUUUUCUGUUUGAAUUUAAACGAAAGUUUUUUUAAAAAAGAAAUCAAGCAAUGACAUCGCGGCGAAUAUUUUUUCAGGUAUAAAUAAAAACUGUAAGGUACAAGAUCAGAUAAAAAUAAUAUUGUAGCUGUGACAAGCCCAUUAAUUCGUUAGUUUAUGGACACUAAUCCGUGUCUUUCGCAUUGUUUGAGAUGGUAAUGAACAUAUUAGUGCAUACAAAUAUUUUUUAACUAAAGGAGACAAGCAGGCGCAUGAACAAUGUCUUAAGCACACUUUAAGACGGCUUAAAUCACUUAUUUUACUUGUACAUAUGUAUACAUAUCAAAUUUGUUUGUUAAUAAAAUACGUUGAUGCUUUCGUUGCUGUUUUUGUUGUUGUUGUUUUUGUUGUUGUUGUUGUUGUUAUACACAUGCUAAAAUCCCAGACGGAAUACAAUUGACAUCUCUCCAAAGUGAAAAUUAUUGGUGCAAGAAAAUUGUCCGCUUUAAAUAGAUGUCUGCUUUUUGC